UCCCUUUAUUUAUUUAUUUUAAUGGAUUUUAAAACCCACUUAGUUUUUUGAUUUCUCUCGGGAACCCAUCUCUCUCGUUGUCUCCCUCUUGUGGCUGUAAAGAAGAAGAAGGAGGGAGGCGAUGGAGACAGGGAGUGAGUUUCCCGGUAAUGAUUCCGGUGUAAAUUCCACCAGAGUUCCUUCUAUUGUAAAGCAGAUUUUAGAGUUUAUUCAAUCAGAUGAGCCAAAUUUAAAAAUUCAAGCUGCAAGAGAAAUCAGACGGCUCACGAAGACGUCUCAUAAGCACCGUCGUCACUUCUCCGGCGCAAUUGAGUGUCUUGUUGCUAUGCUCAGAUCUGACUCCCCGGACUGUUACGAAGCUGCCCUUCUCGCGCUCCUUAAUCUUGCCGUCAAGGAUGAGACGAAUAAGAUUGCAAUUGUGGAUGCUGGAGCCCUUCAACCUCUCAUCUGUUUCCUAAAAUCAAACGAUUUAAAUUUGCGGGAGUAUGCCACAGCCGCUAUACUAACCCUCUCUGCUUCUGCCAUCAACAAGCCAAAAAUCAGUGCGUCUGGUGCCAUCCCUCUCCUUGUUGAAAUCCUUAGAGAUGGAAGCCCGCAAGCAAAGGUUGAAGCAUUGAUGGCACUAUACAAUCUCUCCACCCAGCCAGAGAAUCUCAACAUAAUUCUUGCUGCAAAAGCCAUCUCUCCCCUUGUUAACUUGCUCAAGAGUUGCAAGAAAUCUUCAAAAACAGUCGAGAAGUGUAGUGCACUCAUAGAAUCCUUGUUAAGUUAUGAUGAGGGGAGAACUGCAUUGACAUCUGAAGAAGGUGGAGUGCUUGCAGUGGUUGAAGUACUAGAGAGUGGCUCACUACAAAGCCGAGAGCAUGCAGUUGGUGCACUUCUGACAAUGUGUAAGAGUGAUCGAUGUAGGUAUAGAGAACCAAUUCUUAGGGAAGGUGUCAUUCCCGGUCUUCUUGAGCUUACAGUCCAGGGGACACCAAAAUCUCGGUCAAAAGCACAGACCUUAUUGGAGUUACUGAGGGAUUCUCCCCACCGUAGAGCUGAAUUUGAAGCCGACACACUGGAGAACAUUGUCUGCAAUAUUGUCUCUCAGAUUGAUGGUGAAGACCGAGGUGGAAAAGCACAGAAGAUGCUAGCUGAGAUGGUGCAAGUAAGCAUGGAACAGAGCUUGAGACAUUUGGAGGAGAGGGCUUUAGUGUUUACCUCCAAAGUUUCUUCAAAAUGAUUGCUUUGGUUGUUGCCUUUGUGCUUUCUCAUUGUGUGGGAAAUCAAGUUUUCAAUAGUGAAGAAAUAAGAUAAGUGGGGGUGGGGGGGAAGGGAAAGAAAAAAAAAAAGCCAGUCCAGGCCAGGAUGGUAUCUGGUGACUGGUAAUUGUCAAUACUUAAAGUGUAAGCAUGGUUGUCUUUCCUGAUUUGUAGAAAAAGAAAUGUUAUAUUAACUGUUUUUCCAGCAGUUAAA
Molecule: messenger RNA, 1458 nt
Organism: Telopea speciosissima
Lineage: Eukaryota; Viridiplantae; Streptophyta; Magnoliopsida; Proteales; Proteaceae
Product: U-box domain-containing protein 4-like
Exons: 2
Coding region: 122-1225 (367 amino acids)
Cellular component (GO): cytoplasm; nucleus
Molecular function (GO): protein binding
Source: RefSeq, a predicted model, not a curated record